AUGGAGCAAAAAACACCAAUAAAAGCUAAAAAGGUAUGGAGCUUGAUGCAUGCAAUCUUCCUCAUGUUGAAAAAAGGCAUUACCAAAGCAAAAAUAUUCACUGAUCUUAACAUGAUGAUAAAACGUAGCAAGAUCGUCGGCAAAUCCCUACACAACCUUCUCUUCCACCACCACCACCACUGGGCUGCCACCACCUUCCACCGCCACCCCCACCACCUCCCCUUCCCUACCCCACCACCAAGCGAUGACGACUUCAGCUGCAACACCACCCCACUCUCCCUCUUCUCAACCCACAACAAAAACCCUAACAAUAAUAGCAUAACUAUCAAUGCUACGGUUAUGAAGGCCUUGGAGGACAUGCUCACAAGCGCCACCGCAUCGCCGGUUUUUGGGAAAAGUCCGGUGGUUAAGCAACUGAGGAUAACGGACUCGCCGUUUCCGUUAAGUAAUGGUGAGGAUGAUGGUAAGGUGGAUGAAGCUGCUGACAAGUUUAUAAUGAAGUUUUAUGACGAUUUAAGACGGCAAAGCUAA
Helianthus annuus (common sunflower) is the source of this 531-nucleotide messenger RNA. RefSeq lists its product as uncharacterized. The coding region runs from base 1 to 531 and encodes 176 amino acids. The record is from RefSeq and is a predicted model, not a curated record. NCBI's taxonomy places the organism in Eukaryota, Viridiplantae, Streptophyta, Magnoliopsida, Asterales, Asteraceae. The transcript has a single exon.